AUGUCGACGGCAUCCAGCCGGUCCCGAGGAGUCAACCGUCGGAUCAACAGCCUCCAGAAUGAAGGUCACCAUUCGCGCACCUCCUCCUCGGCCUCGCGCCGCCGGCCCCUCAACGCCAGCGUCGCUUGUUCCCAUGCUCUCCGGGUAGCUUACCUGGCCUAUCUGCUCAACCCCCAUUCGCGCCGCGUCCAGAAUGCCCCCGCUGCAGCCGCGCGUCAACGAAAAGCUUCAACCUCCAUUCACGACUUGAUGGGCGAUUUCUCUUUGGUCAGGGACUCCAAGAGCACAAGGAUUCCACAUGGGUUUGUGGCCGAGCUCGAAAAGCGGCUGACGGGAGUGUUGAUGGGGAAAGAAAAGCGGAAAGAGUAUCAGGACCAUUUGGUCGUGCGCACAUUCGCUGCCUUUCUCAAUGCGCUCAAGGAGCAAUCCUUCCGAAGGCGCAUGGAAAAGGAUCGGCGAGCUGAGGAUCUGGUGCUUAUCUUCUACUCGAAUGCCAUCAAGGAGCUGAGCAAGGGCAAGGAAAAUGACGAUGACAGCUGGAAGCUCAUGGUGGAUCGACACGUUGCGCUUUUCGUCCGUCUGCUUGCGCUCAUCUUGAAGAGCAAUGAUUGGGAUAAAGACCGCCCAGAGCUGGCCAACCGACUGUCGGUGUUAGAAAACAAACUUCUGGUGCAGGAUCAGGACCUGAUGGAGGUGAAUGGCUCUGCAGCGACGGGAGUUAUAGCUCCGCUGAGCUACGAUGUGAAGGACAUGCCGCUGGUGCAGCAUGUAGCGAAAAUUUUCGGGAUGACACCCGCCCAAGCGCAGUCCGAAAUUGACAAGAACAAGACAAUCUGGACGGAGAAGUCGGCUCUACAAGAUCUCAAGACAUACCAGGCCCAUCUGAAUCUUCAAACUCGAAAAACUCUGGCAAGAGAAGACUUUGAGACGGACGAGGCAUAUGAAAACUGGAAGAAGGGCGAAGGCCCCGAUCUAUCGCAAAUGAUGCUGGCAAUUGUACAGUCAAAUCCCGAGCUUGCCAAAAGCACUCCGGGGACUCUUCCCCAAUUCAACCCGUCCCCCGUCGAUGAUGCCAACUUGUCACGGACAUCCUCCGAUCGGACAAACAGAACAUCGUAUGUCAUUGACCAACCGUUCGAUCUCAGCUCUCUGUCGCUCGGUGGGUCUGAUGGUGACUCGGAGGAGUCAGAUACCUACACUUUCAUUCCGUUAGACCCCAGAGAGAUGUACAAGUUCAUCUUGGGCCACACCCUGAGCUACGAUAUGCGCGAUCGGGAGCUCGAAGCGUCCCAGGCCACAGCUAAUGUGCCUUCGAUGAAGCUGCUCUCAAAGCAGUCCACGGAAUUGCUGAAUGAAAUAUGUCUUCGCUGGCGGAUUCCCAACUUCUCCCGGAUUGUGCUGUUUCUCGAUGUGAUCCAAGCCAAAUUCGUGGACAACGAAAUCGAUCUCAACACCCUGGAUUCGGGCUUCACGUUUGUGAAGGAAUUGCCUCCCACCGAAGGUAAGAGUAAACGGGGCAGCUUCAUGCCUUCGGCGGUGUUGGAUCGACAGUGGUGGACUGUGCAAGAUAUCUGCACGAUGCAGCAACUGCUAUCCAAACUCCACGAAGCCCUGCUGCGGGAGCUGUACAAUGUCAUGAUGGACUGCUUCGAAGCGAAACCACGUCCAAUUGGGCCAGUGAUGUAUAUCCUCGAGAAUCACAUCCAGGCCGAUCCGAACUAUAUCGAGGACCCAGAGGACAUCAACCGCUUUUCUUCUUAUGUGCAAGACGGACUCGCCCAGAAGGCAACGGCAAAGUAUCAGUCUUUUCUUAGCCAAUUAAUACCCGUGCAGCAGCACGCAUGGCAGGUAGACAAUGUCAUCCAACUUGGUGAUGCCAUCUCGAAGCUGGCGCAAAAGAUCCAGAAGCGGUACAGGAAUAAUCCGGAGAUCAUGGGUGUGAACCCCUAUAUCACUCUCUGCUCCAAUGUGCUACCUAUGUUCGCUGAAGACGCACAUGAAAUGAUUAUCAGAAUCAUUGAACAAACAAAGGAAAGGGAUGAGGAGAUCGAUGUCGAGGAUGGCUUUGACCUUUACCGGAAGCUUGCCACGGUCCGACGCAUUUUUUCCACUGCGCUUCCAGAAGUACCUUUUCCAUUCCAUGUGGAAAGUCUGCUAGAGGAAUUUGUCUGGCGUUGGCUUCGCUUGACCGACCAGAGUGUCUUGGAAUGGGUCAACCAGGCUACCAGACAAGAUGCCUUCAUUGUCCGAGCUGACCAAAUGAACGAUAUGGCUUCAGAGGAUGCUCGGCAUAGUGUCUCGGCGAUUGACAUCUUUCGGUCAUUCAAUAAGGUGGUAGAGGACUUGGUGCACCUGGAAUGGGAUGAUGAUUUCCAGUAUGCCAAAUUCAUGACGGCUCUAUCCAGCUCGAUUAGCAAAGGCGUGGCAAAGUAUUGCGAAACGCUGGAGCAGAUUUUCUCCCGCGAGAUGGACCGUCUCACUCCGGAUCAAGAAGCAGCUUUGAAUCAAACUACCCAGGAAAAGCUCAUGCAGUUCGCCAAGGACACAUGGACAAGCAAGGAGAAGAUUGAACCCUUCCAGUUCUCCUCAGAGUCUUUAGUGAAAUUGAACAAUGUCGAGUAUGCACUCUCCCAAUUGGACGGAUUGGAGCGAGAGAUCAAUGUAGAUGGCUGCGCCGAAGUCAUCGCGCGGAAUACCCCUCCACAGCUCAAGAAGACGCGCAAGGCCACAACGUAUGUCUUCACGAUCAAGGUGGUGGAAGGCGAAGAUCUCAAGGCGUGCGACAUCAAUGGAGCCAGUGACCCGUACGUCGUCUUGACAGACGAAUAUCAAAAGCGAAUCACAAAAACCCGGAUUAUCUACAACAAUCUCAAUCCGAGGUGGGAAGACGCAGUGGAUAUCACGACUCAAGGACCGCUCAAUAUUAUCGCGACCAUUUGGGACUGGGAUGCUGUCGGUGAUCACGACUAUGUUGGUCGAACCUCGAUCAAAUUGGAUCCGUUGCACUUCAGCGAUUUCUUGCCACGAGAGUACUGGCUAGACUUGGACACACAAGGCCGACUUCUGCUCCGUGUCAGCAUGGAAGGCGAGCGGGAUGACAUCCAAUUCUACUUUGGCAAGGCUUUCCGCACGCUUAAGCGCACUGAAAGGGACAUGACACGCAAGAUCACAGAGAAGCUUUCCGCAUACAUCAACUACAGCUUGUCUCGUCGGACUUUGAAGUCUCUGCUGUCUCGUGGGAUCAGCUCCACCGUAUCCAAUUUCUUGAACCGGAACCGAGCACAAACAACCACUGUUGCGCCCUCGCAGACAGACAUUGAAAAUGCGCUGACUCCGCUGUUCAACUACUUCAACGAUAACUUUGCCAUCAUGAACAAGACCCUCACCUCGGAAGCGAUGCGGAUGGUCAUGGCUCGUCUGUGGAAGGAAGUGCUUGCUACCAUUGAGAGUCUGCUGGUCCCGCCCUUGUCGGACAAACCAUCCCACCAGAAGCCCCUGACGGUUCAAGAAGUCGACAUUGUAUCACGCUGGCUCGUGCUACUGUUGAAUUUUUUCAACGCCGUGGAUGAGGAGACAGGCGAUGCCAAUGGCGUCCCGAUUGACGUUCUAAAGUCUCCCAAGUACCACGAGAUCCAGAGCCUGAACUUCUUCUACUUCGAGCCAACCGAUAACCUGAUCCGGACGUCGGAACGUAUGGCUUCCGCCAAUGUGAACCGCCAGCAUGCAAACCGCAACCGCAUUUCUGCACCCGCCCACCUCGGUGCCACUGGUCCCGGGUACGGCGGUCUCGGGGUCCCUGCUGCGCGCCGUGCUAAGAGCAUCAUGCUCUCCCGCAACCUGGGCACGAUGAAGAAGGCCAAGGAGGAGAAGCGGCGGGAGGCUCAAGCCGACCCGAACGAUGACAUGAUCUUGCGCAUCCUGCGCAUGCGCCCCGAAGCAGCGGGCUACCUACGUGACCGGAGCCGUCAAAAGGAACGACUCGCCGCUGCUGCAGCGGCUGAUGCCAUUGUGAAACAGAGCUUGAUGGCCGGUGCUGGAAGCAGAAUGAGCGGGUCCAUUCCACGACGCUGA
This is a messenger RNA of Penicillium lagena, 4071 nucleotides long. Its product is annotated as C2 domain protein. The transcript has 4 exons. Lineage: Eukaryota; Fungi; Ascomycota; Eurotiomycetes; Eurotiales; Aspergillaceae. Bases 1 to 4071 code for a protein of 1356 amino acids. The record is from RefSeq and is a predicted model, not a curated record.